This is a messenger RNA of Penicillium olsonii, 732 nucleotides long. The record is from the annotation of a GenBank genome assembly. Lineage: Eukaryota; Fungi; Ascomycota; Eurotiomycetes; Eurotiales; Aspergillaceae.
AUGUCGUCAAAGCAUGUUGUUUUCGAUAUCGUCGGGACGCUGGUUGCCUAUGAUCAUGUGUUUGAUGCCCUUGAUGCUCGCCUAGGGGAUCGGCUGCGCGCAGAAGGUAUCAAGCCACGUCUGCUGGGAUACACCUGGAUGGAAGCUGCAGAGCGCGAAUACACAAAUCUUAGCCUGGCGCAGUCAUAUGUCCCCUUUGGGGAAGUUUUCCGUGCCCUCUUUUACCGCAUGCUUUGGAUGGCUGGCAUCACUGAGCCGCGAAAGUGGGCUUCACCCGAGGAUCUCGAGUAUAUCAUGAAAGAAUACCAGCUCCUUGAAUUCCGCCCCGACGCUGCGCAGUGUGUCCAGAAGCUUCGCGAUGCCGGUUUCACGGUUUGGGCCUUCACGGCUGCGGAUAUUAAUCGUGUGGGGGGUUAUUUCAAGAAUGCCGGCGUGGAGCUUCCCGCUGAGAACUUGCUGUCUUGUGACGAUGUUGGUGUCGGAAAGCCGGAUUUGGCAGCAUACCGACCUCUUCUAGAGAAGCUGAAGUCAGAGAGCGGCGGCAAGACGCCUUGGUUUGCGGCGGCGCAUAUGUGGGACGUAUCUGCUGCUAGGAAAGCUGGAUUCAAGGGUGCAUACUGCUCUGUGUGGGAGAAGGAGUCACUUUCGGAGCUCUUUGGAGAAAUGGAUGUCAUGGAUGAUACGUUGCCUGGAAUGGCCGACAAGAUCAUUGCCCACCAGGCGUCUUGCUAA